AUGUCAACGUCAACAAUCUCAUCGAUAGACACGUUGCUAAAAUACCAAAACCUAAACCUAACUCUAGAGCCACAAAGUCCAACACCCAUAAAAAAAGACAUAGCGAAACCCAUUAAAGAAGAAUUCCCUCAGAGAAACCUGAGGAAGAGUGAAAAACCGUUACGGAAUCGCAUCUUUAGACCUGAAGAUCUGAAGUUGAAUACAAAAAUCAAAAUAUUUGAUCAAUGCGGUGUAAUCAGAUUCAUCGGCCCGACGUCGUUCGCGACGGGCAAAUGGGUUGGAAUCGAACUGGAUUCGCCAUUGGGGAAGAAUGACGGUAGUGUAAAUGGAAAGAGAUAUUUUGUUUGCAAGGAAAAUCAUGGAAUUUUUGCCAGGGCAUCAAAGAUUACAGAGAUUAUUGACGAUCGAGGAGAAACUGACGAGGAGACGAGAAAUCCUUUAAUAGCUGCCGCCCGUUCUCUAGCGGCACCAACGGUGAUACCUCCGCAUGCAUCCAGAAAUGCGUCAACGGUAUCCGCCAGGGUCCAACUGCUUCAAAACUCACUUUUUCCAACAACACCAAAGCAGACAUCAGGCUCGCGUACAAAUAGGUUCGCCCAAUUUUCGACCACUAUCAGUAGUUAUAAUAAAGAAGAAUCUACAAAUACGAAUGUUAAUGAUAAUAAUGCCAGCGACGGAGAAAAGGCACCUGAAAAACCAACAGGCGAUGAGGAUAGUGGAUCGGAAGUUGAUCCUAGGGAUAAGGAGAUAGCUUUACUCAAGGAUAAGCACCUCCGCUGUUUAGCAGAGCUAGAAAAUCAGCGAGAAAUUGCGCGUCGCGAAAUAGAAAACACAUCACUAUUCGCCAUUCAAAAAUUCGCCAAAGAUCUACUCUCCACGGUCGACAAUCUCGACCUGGCUCUCGAGUCCGUUCCACGUGAAUUACGUGAAUCUCAUUCAUCGGAGGAAUCUUCAUCGCUUCAUGGUCUAAUGACUCUGUAUAAAGGAAUUGAAUUAACGAGUUCCGAAUUGUUGCACACGUUAAAACGACACGGUGUGGAGAAGGUCGAGCCGAAAAUAGGAGAGAGAUUCGACCCGAAAGUUCAUGAAGCCCUUUAUCAGGCCAGUUUCAAAGAUAAGGAGGUUGGUACUAUAUUUGACAUACAGAAGAUCGGAUACAGCCUAAAUGGUAGGGUCAUUAGGUCUCCUCAGGUUGGUGUUGUUUCAGAUGCCGAGCAAUGA
Messenger RNA from Acaulospora morrowiae, 1221 nucleotides. The record is from the annotation of a GenBank genome assembly. NCBI's taxonomy places the organism in Eukaryota, Fungi, Glomeromycota, Glomeromycetes, Diversisporales, Acaulosporaceae.